This is a messenger RNA of Belonocnema kinseyi, 706 nucleotides long. RefSeq lists its product as uncharacterized. The record is from RefSeq and is a predicted model, not a curated record. Bases 3 to 575 code for a protein of 190 amino acids. Lineage: Eukaryota; Metazoa; Arthropoda; Insecta; Hymenoptera; Cynipidae. The transcript is spliced from 2 exons.
AUAUGCUUAUAAAUUGCUUGACCCAAGACUGUGGGUUUCAUAGUUUCACUGCACAUUCCGCAAUCAUGAGGAUGUUCCCGGGUCAAUAUCUGCUCAUUUUAGCACUUGUAUCGUUCUAUUCAGUACAUGCUGGUAUUGUUAAGAGGGCGGUGACAUCAAACUCGAGUACAUCUGAUGCUCCAGGAUCGGGAGGACCAGAUACAAGCAGUCUCCAAAAAUUGUUACAAGGCGUUUUAUCCGUUGUCCAACAAAUCCCCCUUGUUGGAGGUCUUCUCUCUGGUGUUGUCGAAUCUUUAGUGGAAUUAAUUAUUGCAGUGGAACUUUUAACAAAUGGAGCCCUUUCUCGUUUGUUGGGUGGUUCCCUGCCAUGCCUUGUUAGCUUGGACAAUGGUUUUGAAUGUACCGGAAUUACCCAAAAUGGUGGACUGUCACAACUCUUGGAGAAUGUUGUAAAUUCAUUACCUGAUAUGCUCGUGCCCGCAUUCCUCAAAAAUUUAAUAAACAUGUUGCUUAAAGGUCUGCUUGACCCUCUGCUAGAUGUCUUAUUAGGAGGAAAUCCAGACAUAAAAGCGUAAUAUUAGAAGAGCUGCAAGAAAUUUCAAGUUCAUCCAUUCAAUGUUUAUAAUGGCGCGAUUUUUAAUGAGAAAAUUGUAAUAUCGAUGAAAUGUUCCAUCCGAGAUAACAAUAAAGUUUACUAUUCUAAGAA